Suillus clintonianus is the source of this 718-nucleotide messenger RNA. RefSeq lists its product as uncharacterized. The transcript has 4 exons. The record is from RefSeq and is a predicted model, not a curated record. Bases 46 to 651 code for a protein of 201 amino acids. NCBI's taxonomy places the organism in Eukaryota, Fungi, Basidiomycota, Agaricomycetes, Boletales, Suillaceae. Gene Ontology annotation, molecular function: metal ion binding.
AUGCAUUGAUUGCACUCGUUUCCCAUCCCCCUUAACAAGGUGACCAUGGAGCGUCCCCAGUUUUCUAUGAGUACUAGUGUUGCAGGUUUGCGUGCAAUGCUUGAACAACAAGGCUUGGCUAUAGGGAGAUCCACCCGUCUUUCCUCCCGGAUACAAGAGCUCAUUACAAGCCUCCCUAAGAUCUCAGAAACUGAGCUCAAAGACUUGGGACAUUCUGAGUCCGUCUGCCCCAUAUGCUUCAAUACGUUCUUGGCCGUCCUUGCUGAAGAGGAAAUGGCACUCGUCAUGGACUCCCCCGCGCAUCCGAUAGAGGAACUGGGCGUGACAAGGCUCCACGAAACAUGCGGGCAUCUAUUCUGCCGACGAGAUAUCACGAAAUGGAUACAAGACGGCCGCAAGUCUUGCCCCACUUGUCGCAGGCCUUUCCUUACGGCCGCGGCUGAUGGCGACCAGCGUGACGCGGAGGAGUCUUCUCUGCAGCUACCAGAUGGUUUUUCUGAGUGGAUUGUUGAGAGCUCAAUGGUUGCCAGAGAAUCUGGCGACGCCGCAGGUUUCCUGCCCAUCCUUGGUGUCCCAUCGAUGGCAAUGGGCGGCCACUCAUCUGCCCGUCAACGGGAAACCCCAGAUGAAUUUUCUGGGAUGUACUCGUAGUGUUGUACUUAUUACAUGCAUCUCAUGCUUAAAUUGAGAUUAAGCCCGCCAUUCAUUCAUUGAGUAA